Molecule: messenger RNA, 1475 nt
Organism: Chlamydomonas reinhardtii
Lineage: Eukaryota; Viridiplantae; Chlorophyta; Chlorophyceae; Chlamydomonadales; Chlamydomonadaceae
Exons: 4
Coding region: 160-759 (199 amino acids)
Source: RefSeq, a predicted model, not a curated record
GUGGUGCCAUCACGGCUGGCGACGUCGUUUGGUGGAACCUACACGACGUUACUCGUCAAUGGCAAGAGCACUUGCAGGUAAGCAGCUUGGUAAGGAGAAACGAGUGCACGUGAGGAUGCCAGUCACUCUCAACCCUGCUCCUCUGCCCGGACGAGAAAAAUGGAUACGGGACCCUUCCCAUGCCGUGUGUUUUACACAUACACACAAUUUCUGCCGCCUCCCGGCCGCGGCUGCAGGUACCAGGUCACUCUGUCCGCCCGCCUGCUGUUGGGCGGCGGGCGGCCGGCGGGCGGCCGCAUCACAGGUCUGGCGCUGCGGCUGGCGGCGGGCGCCAAUACCGAGCUGCGCUUCCCCAGCGCCAAGGCCAUCUACCGCUCGCUGACGGUGUGGAUGGGGGCCGCCGCCAAGAGGCCCGCUGAUAUGACCCGGGCCUUCGACAACAACAUGGUCACCAACACCCGCAGCCUGGUGCACCUGGCGCGCCCGUUCACGCUGGAGGCCGGCGCAUUCAAGACCGGCGCGAGCAGCUGGUUCUGGAUCGCCUUCUCCAGCGGCGGAUACACGUACACGGGCGGUGACCUGGUGGUUGAGAUCGUGCUGUCAGACGUCGUGGGCGGCGCGCCCAAGCCCGUGCCCUUCGACGCCUACCCCAGCGGUCCGGACGCUGCCGCCGCCUACGCGCCCAACUACAAAGCCACCAGCGCCACGGGUCCAGCCAACCGUGACGUACUGGCCAUGCUGCUGCCGUACACCAACUAACUAACUGGCAGCGCCAGCAGCAGUUCGCGCGCCGCCACUGGCCAGCACUGCUUGGUGGCGGUGGCUCGCCGUCACCCACAGACGCACACACGCACCUCCUUCCCACGUGCUCCCGUGAACACGUAGAUGCCAAUGGCUCGACUGCUUUAUGCGCCUGUCGUGAUUGACAUUGACGGACUGGGGCGACGUCCCAGUUUGGCGAGCACCCCUUCACCAAGCUUAUUAACCUAGCGCGCACGGUUUGCAAUUUGUGACUCUGCACACGUAUGUAGCGAUAGCCCGCCGUGCGCGGGACUGCUUGCGCCUCACGGCCUGUAGCUCUAGAAGUAUUGUUUUCAUAGUAUGGCGCCUGACUUUUGCGGCGGCGCGCUCUGGCCAGCCCUUGAUUGCAUGCGUUGGCAGUUUUGAUUGCUCAUCAGUUGCCUGUCUUAGAUGCGGGAGGGUUGCAGGUGUGGGGCCAGUGUGCCGCUUCCCGCAGGCGGCUAACACGUUAGGGCUGUAAUAGCACGGUGCGCGAAGCGGUGAUUCAUCUGGAGUUAGCUCUCUUAGUUGGCCCUGCAUGGGGCUAUCUAUUCUUUAAUAGGCUGGACUUCUUGUGCUGGGUUAUGUCUAUCUUGACCCAAUGCUCUUUAUCCCCUGUGUGGAUACAUAAUACGUACUGGCGGCGUAUAGCUGUAUGGCUGGGAAACUAGCAGGUUCCAUCACUCAUGUAUAAA